Castor canadensis (American beaver) is the source of this 963-nucleotide messenger RNA. The record is from RefSeq and is a predicted model, not a curated record. NCBI's taxonomy places the organism in Eukaryota, Metazoa, Chordata, Mammalia, Rodentia, Castoridae.
GGCUGGUGGGGGGUGUUGCUCGUUCCGGGGUUCUCCCCACAACUUCCCCGAGGGCUGGACUUAGGGUACUGGAGUUGGGGUGCUUCCGGCGCGAAAUCUGGACGGCGCCUCGGGGCUGUGCCGUUUCCCCGGGCCCGGAGCUCGAGGUCCUGGGAGGUGAUCGCACUGGGUAUCCAUCCCGAGCCAGCCUGCUGAGGGAUGCCCAAGAAGUUCCAGGGCGAGAACACCAAGUCGGCAGCGGCCCGGGCGCGGCGGGCGGAGGCCAAGGCGGCGGCCGAUGCCCGGAAGCAGAAGGAACUGGAAGAUGCCUACUGGAGGGAUGAGGACAAGCACGUCAUGAGGAAGGAGCAGCGCAAGGAGGAGAAGGAGAAGCGGCGCCUGGAGCAGCUGGAGCGCAGGAAGGAGGCGCAGCGGCUGCUGCAGGAGGAGGACUCCCGGCUCAAGGGCGGCAAGGCCCGCGGGGCGGCGCCCAGCAAAGUCACUCGCGCGCAGAUCGAGGACACGCUGCGCCGCGAACACGCACCCCGCGAAGAGCCAGCCGAGAAAGCCAAGAGUCACCUGGAGGUGCCGCUGGAGGAGAAUCUGAACCGACGCGCACCCGAGGACGGCAGCGUGGAUGCACGCACGAUCGAGGACGCCAUCGCAGCACUCGGUGUGGCGGAGGAGGCGGACCGGCACCCCGAGCGGCGCAUGCGCGCGGCCUUCACGGCCUUCGAGGAGGCGCAGCUGCCGCGGCUGAAGCAGGAGAACCCCAACAUGCGGCUGUCGCAGCUGAAGCAGCUGCUGAAGAAGGAGUGGCUGCGGGCGCCCGAGAACCCCAUGAACCAGCGGGCGCUGCCCUUCAACGCGCCCAAGUGACCGGCCGCGUCCACGUCCCUGUCCCCGUCCCGGUGCCCAUCCCCUUCCCCAUCCCCGCCAGCGCAAUAAACGGGGCCCCGCGGAGACGCCGCGUGCGGUGUGCGU